Messenger RNA from Branchiostoma belcheri (Belcher's lancelet), 1641 nucleotides. RefSeq lists its product as uncharacterized. Bases 1 to 1641 code for a protein of 546 amino acids. The record is from RefSeq and is a predicted model, not a curated record. Lineage: Eukaryota; Metazoa; Chordata; Leptocardii; Amphioxiformes; Branchiostomatidae. The transcript is spliced from 12 exons.
AUGGGACUGAACAGGUACGGCUGCGAUGUGGAGUCCCGGGCUGUGAUGGCGAUGCUUUUGAAGAAGCUAACCAUAGUCGCCCUCUUCAUCAUCAGCGGCUUCGGCACUGAUACUGAAGCCCUAUGUUACGCGCCGCUGGGCAUGGCUGAAGGCCAGAUCUCCGACUGUGAGAUCACGGCGUCCACUUGGGCCGACUAUUUCCGAGCUCCCGCCCGAGCUCGGCUGAACGGGGUCUGGGAGACCGGCGGGUACGCAGGGGCCUGGUGUGCCGCAACAAACGACAAUAACCCCUGGAUACAGGUGAAGUUCUCGGGGAGGGAGGUGAACGUGAGCGCGGUGGUGCUGCAGGGCCGGCAGGACCAGGACCAGUGGGUCACGCAAUACAGAUUCACGUACAGCGCCGACUGCCAGACGUGGAACACGUACUACGAUACGGGAAACAAUGACGUUCAGACCGGCGUAUCCGACAGGAACACGGUGGGGGUCAUGGCGUUGUCCUCCGCCGUCACGGCCAGAUGUAUCCGCAUCCACCCUGUCAACUCUGUGGGAGGUUCCGAGCCGUGCCUGCGCUUCGAGCUGCUAGGGUGUACUGUCAGAGAGUUUGCUGAGGACGACUGUCCGCCGGGGUACACAGGACACGGCCCUUACUGUUACAAGGUCUUCACUAGCGCAAAGAACUUCGCCGACGCCAGGGCGACCUGCGCCACGGACUACAUGGGCGGCAAACUCGUCAUCAUUAGGGACGCUGUAACACAGCAGUUUGUUGAGAGCCUGCGGCAUGACCCCACCGAGUCCUACUGGAUCGGACUGGACGACAUAGCAGCAGAGGGGCGAUGGGUGUACUCAGACGGGCAGCCCAUCGGAACCAUGAAUAGAUGGGGUUCAGGGGAACCGACUAUUGCGGACUGUGGUUACAUGUCACCGGAUGGGACCUGGGGUGCCUCUACUUGCGGACAAACUAAGCUUUACAUCUGUCAAGCAGAUCCCCGCACAUGCACACAUACGUACCUCCAGCAUUUCCUGCCCAUCCCUGGGUACAAGAACACCGCUACUGCCCAGACCCACACCCACACGCCGGGAGCCCCUCCGGAGAUCUGCGCACAGGCCUGCGUCUCAGCAGCCGGCAGCUGCAGCUCCUUUGAUGACAGCGCUUCCUCUGGCGAGUGUCGGACAUCUCCGGAAAAUCGUAUCUCCAGCCCGACCUCCAUCGUUUCGGACCCCGAUCGUACGCUGUACGAACUACGCUACAAUAACGCGGGCUACCAGGGCUGUUACAUAGACCAGGAGUGGCCUGAUAGGGACAUCAGGUACAACACGACAGUCUCCACGUUGAACGAAUGCAUCCGCCACUGCCGAGGGCAGUGUAAAGGCUUCGCUGCCAUGCAGGGUGAAGACCUGUGUUUCUGUUCCAACUUCUACGGCCGUUACGGCGAGGCUGCUGCGUCGGAGUGUAACAUCGAGUGUAGGAACGAAACACGGUCGAGAAAGUGUGGCGGUCACCUGAGGAGCUCUGUCUACUCGGCAGGUAUGGUGUCCGAUAAGUACUUUGAGGGAGCUGUCUCCGAGAAGAUGGAAUGCAAUCUUUAUGGUUGGGGCUGUACCAAGAGGGCGAUCUUUAAAACAAAACCGAGUGGGGCAUAG